UUGUUGCUGCCACCCAUUGUAAUCAACAGACCUGCCGCGCGUCUAAAGGGGCGUGGCAGUAACUGAACUCACCUGACAGGUAAAGGAACUGAGUUGUCAGUCAGCCUUCUCGCUUCUAAGCAUCUAACAUUAACGUUUACACUUCUUAUUUGAAACAAGAUGAAGAAGUUCCUCUCGUUGCUUCUCCUCUGUCAUGUGGCAUCUCCAGUGAAACACUCCUUGAAGUUUUUUACAACUGGAUCUUCUGGAUUCCCAAAACUCCCAGAGUUUAUGCUUGUUGCAUUGGUUGAUGAACUUCUGGUGGGUUACUGCGACAUGGAUAAGAAGACAGCAGAACCAAAACAGGACUGGAUGAGAAAAUUAUUAGAAAGUGAUCCUCAGCAGUGGGAGUGGUACACUCGAGAAUGUACUGAGCAUUUGCCGAACCACCUCAAAGCCUCGAUUGACCUUUUGAAACAUCGUUUCAACCAAAGUGGAGGUGACCACAUUUUCCAGAGGAUGAGUGGCUGUGAGUGGGAUGAUGAGACUGGAGAAGUUAAUGGUUUUAAUCAGUAUGGUUAUAACGGAGAAGACUUUAUAUCAUUUGAUCUGAAGACACUGACAUGGAUCGCUCCACAACCACAGGCUGUCAUCACCAAACAGAGAUGGGACGCUGAUGAAGCUAGAUUGAAUUUCAAUGAGUAUUUCCUCACUCAGUUUUGCCCUGCACACCUGAGGUUGUUUGUGGACUAUGGCAAGAGCUCUCUGCUGAGAAAAGACCUUCCCUCAGUGUCUCUCCUCCAGAAGACUCCCUCCUCUCCAGUCAGCUGCCACGCUACAGGUUUCUACCCUGAGGCAGCCAUGAUGUUCUGGAGGAAAGAUGGAGAGGAGCUUCAUGAGGACGUGGAGCUCGGAGAGAUCCUCCCCAACCACGAUGGAUCCUUCCAGAUGACUGUUGACCUGGACCUCUCAUCAGUCAAACCUGAAGACUGGACCAGGUACGAGUGUGUGUUUCAUCUCUCUGGUGUGAAGGACGACAUCGUCACCAGACUGGACAAAGCAGUGAUCAGGACCAACAGAGUUUCUCCCUCAGAGUUUCCUGCUGCUGCUGUUAUUGGAGUUUGUGUGGGAUUGAUGCUGCUUCUUGCACUCUGCAUCACUGGACUCUUCUUCUGGAGGAAAAACAAGAAUGGAUUCAAGCCUGCAAACUCUUCCGAACAUUCAUCCUCUCUAACUCCUGUGGACAAUGAUACAGCUCUGACUGAUCACAUGAUUCAGUGAAGAUUAGAAGAAGACACGUAACUCCAGUGAAGUGGUUGUGGCAUCAAUGUUUUAUUAGGUUAUGUUAUGUGACAUAAAUAUGUAUUAACAAAACUUCUUUCCUGAAAUCUAACUUAAGUGUUCAUAGAUCAGAUUUGACUGUUUCAGAUUGUCAGUGGAGGCAGUGAAGAAUAAUGAAGUGAGAAGUGAUAGAAGCAUUUUAUCUGCAGCUGUUUCUGCAGACCUUUGGUGUAAAGAUCACUGCAGCAGCUGUCACACAACUAGUGGUGGAAACAGUAUUUAGAUCCCUUACUUCAGUAAAAGUACUAAUACCACACUGUGAAAUUACUCCACUGCAAGUAAAAGUCCUGCAUUCAAAACUUACUGAAGUAAAAGUACAAAAGUAUCAGCAUCAAAAUGUACUUAAAGUAUCAAAAUUAAAAGUACUAGUUAUACAGAGCAGCCCCACUCAGAUUGUUUUAUAUAUUCUAAAUAUAUUUUUGUAUUUUUUGUAUUAAUGCAUUUAUGUAAGCAACAUUUUGAUUUAGCAAAUAUAGAGCUCACUUUAACUACUUAAUAUACUGUGAUGGGGUUUUAUUAAAUUAAAGUCUAAGCACUUUAAUUGUAUCAUGUUUUUCACGUUACUAAUGCUGGCAGCUAAAUGUAGUGGAGUAAAAAGUACAAUAUUUGCCUCUAAAAUGUUGUGGAGUAGAAGUAUAACGUUACAUGAAGUGGAAAUACUCAAGUAAAGUACAAGUAACUCAAAAUUUUACUUGAGUAAAUGUACUUAGUUACAUUCCACCACUGCACACAACACACAACCAUGUUUCCAGUGCAGAAUCUUGGGGCUUUUACAUAUCAAAUUCAUGUUAUUCAGUCAUGUGAUCUCUUGUCAUUGCUGGUGAUUAGCAUUGAUGACAUGUCAUGUAACGAUAUGUACGAGAUAAUGUACAUAGAGUGGGUCACUAUCAUGAAAUGAUCUCUGACAUGGUGAUGCUGGACCCAGAGGCAAAGAGCUUAAUGUUGAAUCAGCUUUUAUUUUUUUGUCUUUUUUUAUUUGCCACAGCUGUUGAGGAUUUCUUUCUGCGUAUUGAUAUGAUUGGACAUGAUCCUACAGAGUCCAUGAUCAGAACUAUAUCCAUAGCAAGUCUCUAUAUAUAGCAACGUUCUGUUAUACCUUGCAGCAGUCUGUUAUUCAGAAUUAACACACCCUACAAUGCCAUUAUCGACCAAUUUUUUAGGCUAAAUGUGUUAUUUGUCUCAUAUGUUGUUUGAUAAGACCAGACCCAAACAUGUAAGAUCUUU
This is a messenger RNA of Centropristis striata (black sea bass), 2544 nucleotides long. RefSeq names its product major histocompatibility complex class I-related gene protein-like. The record is from RefSeq and is a predicted model, not a curated record. NCBI's taxonomy places the organism in Eukaryota, Metazoa, Chordata, Actinopteri, Perciformes, Serranidae. The transcript has 8 exons. Bases 160 to 1260 code for a protein of 366 amino acids. Gene Ontology annotation, cellular component: external side of plasma membrane. Gene Ontology annotation, biological process: immune response.